Messenger RNA from Prionailurus viverrinus (fishing cat), 4484 nucleotides. RefSeq names its product protein phosphatase 1 regulatory subunit 13B (gene PPP1R13B). NCBI's taxonomy places the organism in Eukaryota, Metazoa, Chordata, Mammalia, Carnivora, Felidae. The record is from RefSeq and is a predicted model, not a curated record. The coding region runs from base 218 to 3520 and encodes 1100 amino acids. The transcript has 17 exons. Gene Ontology annotation, molecular function: p53 binding; transcription factor binding. Gene Ontology annotation, cellular component: nucleus. Gene Ontology annotation, biological process: regulation of apoptotic process; apoptotic process; negative regulation of cell cycle.
AGGCGGCGGCGGCCGGUCCCGGGACAGCGACGCAGCGCGCCCGCGGCCGCGACAGGGCCGGUCAGGCUCCGCAGCCCGCCGCAGCCGCCGCCUCGCCGCCGAGGGCCCGAGAUCGCGGCGGCGGGUGCGCGGCCUGUGAGAGCGGCCGGAGCGGCGGGCGCGGCGCGGCGCCGAGCGUCCUGUCAGGCGGCCGAGGGCGCCGCGGACCCGCGCCGCGAUGAUGCCGAUGAUAUUAACCGUGUUCUUGAGCAACAACGAGCAGAUUUUAACAGAAGUUCCCAUAACACCAGAAACAACAUGUCGAGAUGUUGUAGAAUUUUGCAAGGAACCUGGAGAGGGCAGUUGCCAUUUAGCUGAAGUGUGGAGGGGAAACGAGCGUCCCAUACCCUUUGAUCACAUGAUGUACGAACAUCUUCAGAAGUGGGGGCCACGCAGGGAAGAAGUGAAAUUUUUCCUUCGACAUGAGGAUUCCCCAACCGAGAGCAGUGAGCAAGGUGGCCGUCAGACCCAAGAGCAGAGAACUCAGAGAAAUGUAAUAAAUGUACCUGCAGAAAAACGCACAGAAAAUGGCGUUGGAAAUCCACGUGUAGAACUUACCCUCUCAGAGCUCCAAGAUAUGGCAGCCAGGCAACAGCAGCAAAUUGAAAAUCAGCAGCAAAUGUUGGUUGCCAAGGAACAACGUUUACAUUUCCUAAAGCAGCAGGAGCGCCGUCAGCAGCAGUCUAUCUCUGAAAAUGAAAAGCUUCAGAAACUGAAAGAGCGGGUCGAAGCCCAGGAAAACAAGCUGAAGAAAAUCCGCGCCAUGAGAGGACAAGUAGACUACAGCAAAAUCAUGAACGGCAACUUGUCUGCCGAAAUAGAAAGGUUCAGCGCCAUGUUCCAGGAAAAGAAGCAGGAAGUACAAAGUGCAAUAUUAAGAGUUGAUCAGCUCAGUCAGCAACUGGAAGAUUUAAAGAAAGGAAAGCUGAGCGGCCUCCAGUCUUACAACGGCAAGCUGGCGGGACCGGCGGCGGCGGAGUUGAAAAGACUGUACCAAGAGCUACAGAUUCGUAAUCAGCUUAACCAGGAACAGACUUCAAAGCUCCAGCAGCAGAAGGAACUCUUGAAUAAACGCAACAUGGAGGUGGCCGUGAUGGACAAGCGGAUCAAUGAACUGCGUGAACGUCUUUAUGGGAAGAAAAUUCAGGCAUGUGAGAAAGAAAAUAUUUGUCUGAGCCGUGUGAAUGGCACGUCGUCACCACAGUCGCCGCUCAGCACGCCUGGCAGGGUUGCUGCAGUGGGGCCUUAUAUCCAGGUCCCCAGUGCCGGUGGCUAUUCUGUCCCAGGGGACCCCAUAAAGCCCCAGUCUCUCACUAUCGCCUCAAGUGCUGCCCACGGAAGAUCCAAAUCCGCCAAUGAUGGAAACUGGCCAACGUUAAAACAAAAUUCUAGUUCUUCAGUGAAGCCGACGCAGAUCGCCAGUGUGGACUGGAAGGACUCAAACGUGGAGGGUCCUCUCAAGCAAGGGGCCGUCUCGAGCCAGCCUGUGCCCUUGUCAACUUUAGGAGCCACAGAGAAGCUGGGCGUCGAGAUCGGUAAAGUGCCACCCCCCCUCCCUGGUGUCGGCAAGCAGCUGCCUCCCAGCUACGGGACAUACCCCAGCCCUGCGCCCGUGGGCCCCGGCUCCACAAACUCCCUGGAGAGGAGGAAGGAGGGCAGCUUGCCCAGGCCCGGCGCAGGCCCGCCCAGCCGGCAAAAACCCGCCCCGCUGCCCACCUCGGGUGGCCACACGUCUGCUUCCUCACAGCAGAUUCAGCAGAGGAUCUCUGUGCCGCCGAGUCCCACGUACCCGCCGGCGGGGCCGCCUGCUUUCCCGGCUGGGGACAGCAAACCUGAACUCCCACUGACUGUGGCCAUUAGGCCCUUUCUGGCUGAUAAAGGGUCAAGGCCACAGUCCCCCAGGAAAGGACCCCAGACAGUGAAUUCAAGUUCCAUCUACUCCAUGUACCUCCAGCAAGCCACGCCUCCUAAGAAUUACCAGCCAGCGGUGCACAGCACCUUAAAUAAGUCUGUUAAAGCAGUGUACGGUAAACCCGUUUUACCAUCCGGGUCAACGUCCCCGUCACCCUUACCGUUUCUUCACGGGUCGCCGGCCACAAGCACGUCGCAGUCCCAGCCGCCUUCGGAAAGUGCUGAGAAAGAGCCGGAGCAGGACAGCCCUGCCCCUCCUGGAGACGGCGGCACCGGCACGGGCACUGUGGAGAGCCUGCCGCGGCCGCUCAGCCCCACCAAGCUCACGCCCAUCGUGCACUCGCCGCUGCGCUACCAGAGUGACGCCGACCUGGAGGCCUUGCGCAGGAAGCUGGCCAACGCGCCCCGGCCCCUAAAGAAGCGCAGCUCCAUCACGGAGCCCGAGGGCCCCGGGGGGCCCAACAUCCAGAAGCUGCUGUACCAACGCUUCAACACCCUGGCCGGCGGCAUGGAGGGCACCCCUUUCUACCAGCCCGGCCCCUCGCAGGACUUCAUGGGCACCCUGGCCGACGUGGACAAUGGAAAUACCAAUGCCAACGGGAACCUGGGAGAGGCUGGCCCCGCCCAGCCCACAGCCCCACUCCCCUCCGAGCCUGCCCCGUCUUCGGACGCCAACGACAAUGAGCUCCCUUCCCCUGAACCGGAGGGGCUCAUCUGUCCCCAGAGCACCCACCAAACGGCCGAGCCUGCCGAGGACGACAACAACAACGUGGCCACAGCCCCGUCCACAGAACAGGUCCCCAGCCCUGGGGCCGAGGCCCCCUCACCGGGGGAAGACCAAGCCCCCCCACUGCUGCCCCCCACCGUGCCCCCGCCUGGAGCCUCUACGAGCAAACGGACCAACCUGAAGAAGCCUAACUCGGAGCGGACAGGGCACGGGCUGAGAGUCCGGUUCAACCCCCUGGCGCUGCUCCUAGAUGCUUCUCUGGAAGGCGAGUUUGACCUGGUGCAAAGGGUCAUCUACGAGGUGGAAGACCCUAGCAAGCCCAAUGACGAAGGGAUCACUCCGCUGCACAAUGCCGUCUGCGCCGGCCACCACCACAUCGUGAAGUUCCUGCUGGAUUUUGGGGUCAAUGUGAACGCUGCCGACAGUGAUGGCUGGACGCCGCUUCACUGCGCCGCCUCUUGCAACAGCGUCCACCUCUGCAAACAGCUGGUGGAGAGCGGCGCUGCCAUUUUUGCCUCCACCAUCAGCGACAUCGAAACCGCCGCGGACAAGUGUGAAGAGACGGAGGAAGGCUACAUCCAGUGUUCCCAGUUCCUCUACGGGGUGCAGGAGAAGCUGGGCGUGAUGAACAAAGGAGUGGUGUACGCCCUGUGGGGCUACGAGGCCCAGAACAGCGACGAGCUGUCCUUCCACGAGGGGGAUGCCAUCGCCAUCCUGAGGCGCAAGGACGAGAGUGAAACCGAGUGGUGGUGGGCUCGCCUUGGGGACCGGGAGGGCUACGUGCCCAAAAACCUGCUGGGGUUGUAUCCACGGAUCAAACCCCGACAGCGAACGCUAGCCUGAGCUUCCGUCUGGAGCGCCGCCCGCGCUUGCCCGCCGCGAGGAGCCGCCGGGGAGACCGCCCUGCCGUUUCUGCGGGAGCUGCAGCUAGACGUGUUUAUAAUGGUGCUCACUUGCGCAGACAGCAUCCACAAUGUGAAAUCCCUGCAGUUUCUCGGUGAGGCCCUUUCUUCAGUUUGCCCGUAACUGGGAGAGGUACUUUUGCCUCCAGGAAGAUUGAAUUUUGCCAAUUACUGUAAAUCCAAAUAAACAUGCAGCUUUCUAAACAGCUGUCCCCGUUGCCAAUAAGCAGCUCUAUCAUUUACCCCUGGUCGGUUGCCAGUGAAGACGAACCCUCUGACUUUGGCCCCAAGGCCUUCCUCUACGUCCCUCCACCCCAGCACUGAGAACGCGCAGCUGCUGUGAGGUGUGCGCCCCCUGCUACCGGAAAUGGCAGCCGCCCGCCAUCCUCUCCACCCUGACCACACGCAUCUCUUCAUUUCCCUACCGAGAGGGCCCCUGUGCGGAAGCUUCUGGCAGUGGUGGGGCGUGGUGCGUGUGUGCUGAGCAUUGGCAUAGGUCACCUACACACGGGCCGACGGCGGGCCGUGCUUCUGCGUCCCGGGCUCCAGAGCCCUUAAUACCAAGUGACGAGCAGUCAGGAGCCUCAAGAUAGCACUGUCCCCUCCUCUGCACUAUGUGCAGCCCACGGGCCGGCAGCCUAAGGUCAGGGUGGGGCGGAUGUGGGGGUGCCUGCAUGUCGGGAGGGGCAGCUGGGGUGGGGGGGCCCAGCCUCCCGGGUCUGGCCCGGCCACGAUGCAGUAACCUGUGCCCGGUCCAGACUUCAAGUAAGGCGCUUAAGUUUGAACUGUACGUACAGACUUUUAUAUACCAAAAGUAUUUUUUGACUAGAUCAUUCGAAACUACCAGAAUGAUGGAAAUGUUUUCUUCUCUCAUUAAAAUCCAGGCCCUUAGGCUUUAUUUUCCA